Messenger RNA from Malaya genurostris, 1215 nucleotides. Its product is annotated as mpv17-like protein. The record is from RefSeq and is a predicted model, not a curated record. Lineage: Eukaryota; Metazoa; Arthropoda; Insecta; Diptera; Culicidae. The transcript has 8 exons. Bases 531 to 1094 code for a protein of 187 amino acids. Gene Ontology annotation, cellular component: membrane; cytoplasm.
CUAAUGCUUUGCCAUAUUAGUACUGAUUUUAGCGUUCGUUCGGAAACUCGUACCUUAACUGUUCCGAGUUGUCGCCUUUUUCUACCUCGAAUUCAAAUUACGGAAGUGUCACUAACGUAAAUUAAAGCGAUUAUACACAAGUUUUCGAUACGUUGUUGUUGGUGAUGGUGAUGGUAGUUUGAAUUUUUCGAUCUGUUGGUGCGUGUGUUCUGUGCAACGGCUUAUCGGUUCGUGUCGGAUGUGCAGUGCUAAACGCCAAUUUAUGCCUAGUAACCGGCUAGCAUAGGAACGUAGGUUCUGUGCGGGUUCUCUGGGUCAGUCGCAUUCAUGUACUGACGUGCGUCACCACCCGGACCGAACUACGCGACGUAUGGACUGGGGCUGUUCUGUUCUAUUGGCAAAUAGGACCCGAGCCAUUCCAUCCAUAUCGCUCCACUCAAUAACAUAAAUUACGGGCUUCUCUUCCAUAGGAGAACAAACUUCGGAUCAAAAAUUUACCGUAAAGUAACGUCUUAACCGGAACAGAAAACAUGUGGUGGAGGUACAUCGUUGACAUUACAAAUGAAUACAAAAUCCUUCGCGGAAUGCUUUCCUAUUCGGCGCUCUGGCCCCUGGGAUGCCUUCUCCAGCAAACCUUCGAAGGACGACGACCGAACAACUAUGACUGGGAAAGAUGUCUCAGAUACAGCCUUUAUGGAACGUUCAUAUCCGCCCCUAUGCUUUAUACGUGGAUGCGCACGGCUAACAUGAUGUGGCCCCGGACCGACUUCCGUUCAUCGUUGGCGAAGGCUUUCACCGAACAGGCAGCCUUCGACCCAUUCGCAAUUGUAUUUUUUCUCUACGGGAUGUCCAUCCUAGAGCGUAAACCACAGAAGCAGGCUGCCAAUGAGGUUCGAAGUAAAUUUUGGGACACCUACAAGGUUGGUUUCUUCUACUGGCCCGUUGUGCAGACGGUCAAUUUUUCAGUCAUACCGGCCAAGAACCAAAUCAUUGCAGCCGGGUUCUUCAGUUUAAUCUGGACCACUUUUCUGGCGUACAUUAAAACCAAGGCUGCAGAACAGGAAGAUACUGAGCCGGAGAUGUUGACGGGUUAAAGCGGGUCAUAUGAUUGACAUAUGGGCAGUGAUGUAUGAGUUAAUAUUCUAGUCAAAUUUUAGUUAGGUUUAUGGAAACAAAUAGGAAAAUAUAUGUGUUGUUUAAGGUGAAAAUUCGUAA